This is a messenger RNA of Pogoniulus pusillus (Red-fronted tinkerbird), 1962 nucleotides long. It is a transcript of the gene FHL1, whose product is annotated as four and a half LIM domains 1. Lineage: Eukaryota; Metazoa; Chordata; Aves; Piciformes; Lybiidae. Bases 341 to 1189 code for a protein of 282 amino acids. Gene Ontology annotation, biological process: muscle organ development. The transcript is spliced from 8 exons. The record is from RefSeq and is a predicted model, not a curated record. Gene Ontology annotation, molecular function: transmembrane transporter binding.
GCUAGUUCCUGUUCACUCUCCAAACACAGCAAGAGGAGCUCCUGUUGCCUUCACUGCUGGUAGAAUUUGGGUUACAUGAGGAAACAACCAGUCUGAAGCAGGGCAUGAGCCUGAGCUCCACUCAGAGCCAGAGGCAGUCAAAGAUCUCAUGGCUGGUUUUAAGCAUGUGCAGCACCGGCUUGCAAAGACGAGCCCUGCUCUGGGGGAGACUUUGCCUCUUCUCUGGCUGCAGCGAUUUAAUGACUACAUCGUGGAGACCCGAAGGAUGAUGCAAUGAAACAUCUCUUCACCGAGGCAGACCAGCCCAUGCUCUGGGCCUGGCAGCUACAGCGUGGGCACCAUGUCGGAGCGCUUCGACUGCCACUACUGCCGUGACCCCCUGCAGGGGAAGAAGUACGUGCAGAAGGAGGGCAGGCACUGCUGUGUCAAGUGCUUCGAGAAGAUCUGUGCCAACACCUGCAUCGAGUGCAAGAAGCCCAUCGGAGCCGACUCCAAGGAGCUGCACUUCAAGAACCGUUACUGGCACGACAGCUGCUUCAAUUGCUUCAAGUGCUACACCUCCUUGGUCAACGAGCCCUUCAUGCUGAGGGAGAACAACAAGGUCUGGUGCAGCAACUGCACAGCUGCUGCGGAUGCCCCCAGGUGUAAGGGCUGCUUCAAGCCCAUUAUUGCAGGAGACCAAAACGUUGAGUACAAGAAGAUGGUCUGGCAUAAGGACUGCUUCACCUGCAGCCAGUGCAAGCAAGUGAUUGGAUCUGGGAGCUUCUUCCCCAAGGGUGAUGACUUCUACUGUGUCUCCUGCCACGAGCAUAAGUUUGCCAAGACCUGUGCUAAAUGCAAGAAUCCCAUCACUUCUGGAGGCCUCACCUACCAGGAACAGCCUUGGCAUUCUGAGUGUUUCAUUUGCUCCAACUGCAAGAAGCAGCUGGGUGGGAAGCGCUUCACGGCCGUGGAGGAUGAGUUCUACUGUGUGGAAUGCUACAAGGAGUGCGUGGCCAAGAAGUGUGCUGGCUGCAAGAACCCCAUCACAGCAGGGUUUGGAAGAGGAACCAGUGUGGUUAACUACGAGGAUGAGUCCUGGCACGAUUACUGUUUCAAGUGCACCAGGUGUGCCCGUGCCCUGGCCAACAAGCGCUUUGUCUGCCACAAUGGGAAGAUUUACUGCGCCGAGUGUCCCAAACGGCUGUGAGGAGCAGGCACAAAAGCGCUGUAAAAAUGGAGUUUAGAGCCCUGCUUUUCCCCAAAACAGGCCUGGUAAAAAGGAGCAGGUGGUUGGUUGGUUGGUUGUGGGUUUUGCAUGUUAACAUUCUUAACUUUUUCCAUUUUAGUACCAAAGCUAAAAGCAGCCUCAUGAUAAUCGAGUUUGACUUUUGAAGCUCCUGCAAGCUGAGACAAUCUUAACUCUGCUCUCAAGUAACUCUUAGUUGCUUGCAAUGCUCCUAGGUUUAGCAUUAGAGCUAACCUGUGUGUGGCUUCAGCUAUAAACCCGACUAGCUGCCUGGUAUCUGUUGAAAGUUAGCACUGAGGUGGGUUGGAGGAGGCUGGGGAUCAGCUCCACGCUGCUGCUGUCACACUGAGCACACCACACCGCUCACAGCAGCUCACCCAUCACUACCUGAGCUUGUCCUGCCCCCCCCAAACUGCAGCAUGUGUAUGGAAUGGCUUCAUCUUACCUAGAAAUAACAGGGUUUGGCAGUAAGAGUUAGUUCUAGUUAAGCAUCCCUAAACUUUAGUCUUGAUUCCUGCAUGGGUUGCUGCACAGUUUUUGCUCAUCAGCUUUUUUUUACAAGGCUGUCUGCACACAGUGAUCUGCUAAGGAGAAGGAAAAGCCUUCAACUCAACCACAGUGCACAUGGCAUUUUAGGAGUGCCCUAAAGCCAGCUCAGACAAUGCCAGCUCUCCUCUGGGGGCAGUGUGUGCUUCCUGAAUGAAUAAAAACCACACUAGUGCCUGCUUGAGUGA